Messenger RNA from Cuscuta campestris, 2003 nucleotides. NCBI's taxonomy places the organism in Eukaryota, Viridiplantae, Streptophyta, Magnoliopsida, Solanales, Convolvulaceae. The record is from the annotation of a GenBank genome assembly.
GAUAAAUGAAUAAGCACAUGCAUCACAACACUCCUUGAUUUGUGGUAAGAUAUUUUUUCCACUCAUAAAAAGUGUGCACCGAGAUUAGUCCAAGAGAAAAAGAGAGCUUGACGCCAAACGCGGCUGCUGUUCUACCGAAAAUCGAUCCGAAACAAUCUUUCUCCUAUCCAUGGAAGGUAAGCACUCUGAUCUCCUUUAUGUUUCCAUUAAUUUUCUCUGCGAUGUCCUUGAAUAUUCAGCGUCUUCAACGCCAACCGGGUUGCACUGCAACAAUCCGAACGCACAAAAACUGGCAUUAAAUAGGUUAUUCCUCUUCUACUUCUUUGCCACUCUGUCUUUUUCAAAGAUGGCGAGGUCAAUUUCCAAUCUCAGAGAGGAGAAAUGAAUUGAUUAUCAGGCAGGAUAUGCGCUUGGGCGCAAAAAUUUAAAAAAAAUUCUUCAUUCAGCUUCUGCAGUUCUGCUAGGUUAUUUGGAGUUCGACGAUGGGGAUUUAUUAGGAGAAUGCAAAUUGAGGAUUUGAUUUGAACAUAAGAUGCACAUUUAUUCUUGUUGGUACUUAGGAUUGCCUUUGAGGACCUUUGCAGGUGUUUUUUGAAUAGAUGAGACGAGGAGCUAUUUGUAUUUGAGUUCUUUUUGUAAGUUCAUAUGCUAUGGUUUUUGCAAUGGUUGGGUCCUUCAACAUGGAGAAGAAGUGGGUGUUACCUUUUGCUAUCAGCGCACUCAUAUGUGUAUUUCUUCUUGCCACCUUCUUCAAUAUGGGCCUGCUCUCUUCAAAUUUUACCUAUCACAUUUCAUUAAAUCAAACAAGCCCAGGCAAUGCUGAAACCAAAAUUAAACAACUUAUGCCUUCUCCUGUUCCUUCCAUUCCGCACUUUGCUUAUUUGGUAUCCGGAUCAAAAGGUGAUUUAGAAAAGCUUUGGAGAACAUUGCAAGCAUUGUAUCAUCCUCGGAAUUACUAUGUUGUCCAUCUAGACCGUGAGUCAUCAGUCGAGGAGAGAUUGGAGCUUGCCUACAGAGUAGAAACCGAACCCCUUUUUGUGCAGGCCCGGAAUGUCCACAUGAUUACCAGAGCUAAUAUGGUUACCUAUCGAGGACCUACCAUGGUUGCUAACACUCUUCAUGCAUGUGCAAUUCUCCUCAAGAAGCAUCAGGAUUGGGAUUGGUUUAUAAAUCUCAGUGCUUCAGAUUAUCCCUUGGUGACUCAAGAUGAUCUUCUUUCUGCUUUCUCCGAUUUAAGGCGAGAGUUGAAUUUCAUUGAGCACACGAGCCGGUUGGGCUGGAAAGAGGGCCAGAGAGCCAUGCCUUUAAUAGUAGACCCUGGGCUCUAUAAGGAUACUAAGUCUGAUGUGUUUUGGGUCACACCCGGAAGAGCAUUACCUACAUCCUUCAAACUGUUUACCGGUUCUGCUUGGAUGAUCCUCUCGCGGGCAUUCGUUGAUUAUUGCGUUGAGGGUUGGGAAAAUCUUCCAAGAACCCUACUCAUGUAUUACACAAAUUUUGUCUCUUCACCUGAAGGAUACUUUCAAACUGUUGUGUGCAAUGCCCCUGAGUUUAAAACAACUGUGGUCAACCAUGACAUGCAUUAUAUCUCUUGGGAUGUUCCUCCAAAGCAGCAUCCUCACACCCUCACCUUGAACGAUACCCGAAAAAUGAUCAAAAGUGAUGCUCCCUUUGCACGCAAGUUCAAUCAAGGUGAUCCUGUUUUAGAUAAGAUAGAUAGGAAAUUGCUGGGCAGAAAUAAUGGCAAUUUUACCCCGGGUGGCUGGUGUGCUGGUAAUCCUCCUUGUUCUGAGCUUGGUGAUCCUUUAAGACUUAAACCAGGUCCAGGUACCAAGAGGCUUCGCCGACUCGUAGGAAGACUAGUUUUGUCUGAAAAUUUUAGUCAACAUCAAUGUAAUUAGAGCCAUAAUGUAUCACAUUCUUCACAAUGAUUGGUAAGAAAGCAGGUGGAUUAGAUAGUUUCAUUCAAAGAAUUUUUAUGAAAAUAAAAUGGGAUAUACUGU